Molecule: messenger RNA, 1473 nt
Organism: Sphenostylis stenocarpa
Lineage: Eukaryota; Viridiplantae; Streptophyta; Magnoliopsida; Fabales; Fabaceae
Source: the annotation of a GenBank genome assembly
AUGUGGGUCGGGCAUUAUCGUGAAAAUUCAUCCAUGUACAAGCGUACUCCUUCGAGAGAUUAUUCAAACAUGGAUGAUGUGGAAGAAAACUUAGAUCUUUUAGACAAUGGCUUGGAUAAGGGAACCUCAAAUCCUUCGUGGAAGCUUUCCUUACCUCAUGUACUUGUGGCAACCAUUUCUUCAUUCCUUUUUGGAUACCAUCUCGGAGUUGUUAAUGAACCACUUGAGAGCAUUUCUGUGGAUCUUGGCUUCCAUGGAAAUACAAUAGCAGAAGGUCUGGUGGUGAGCAUAUGUCUUGGUGGUGCCUUGAUCGGAUGUCUACUGAGUGGUUGGAUUGCUGAUGGGGUGGGACGACGUAGGACUUUCCAAUUGUGUGCUCUGCCAAUGAUAAUUGGUGCUUCUAUGAGUGCGGCUACAAACAACUUGUUUGGCAUGCUUGUAGGAAGGUUGUUUGUUGGGACUGGCUUGGGUCUGGGCCCUCCCGUUGCUUCUCUGUAUGUGACAGAGGUUUCUCCUGCUUUUGUGCGGGGCACCUAUGGAGCUUUCAUCCAGAUUGCAACAUGCCUUGGUCUAAUGGGAGCUUUAUUUAUUGGAAUCCCUGUCAAAGAAAUAUCUGGAUGGUGGCGGGUUUGUUUUUGGGUUUCUACCUUUCCAGCUGCUAUACUUGCCGCAGCUAUGGUCUUCUGUGCAGAGAGUCCACAUUGGUUAUACAAGCAAGGAAAAAUUGCUGAAGCAGAAGCUGAGUUUGAGAGACUUCUAGGUGUAUCAGAAGCAAAAGUUGCUAUGUCAGAGUUAUCAAAGGUAGAUAGAGGUGAUGAUACUGAUUCUGUGAAGUUGUCAGAAUUGCUACUCGGGCGUCAUUCUAAAGUUGUUUUUAUUGGAUCAACCCUAUUUGCUUUACAACAGCUAUCUGGUAUAAAUGCUGUGUUUUAUUUCUCUUCCACUGUUUUUAAAAGUGCUGGAGUGCCAUCAGACCUUGCAAAUGUCUGCAUUGGAAUUGCAAAUUUGGCAGGAUCUGUCAUUUCAAUGGGUUUGAUGGAUAAGCUUGGAAGGAAGGUUCUACUUUUCUGGAGUUUCUUUGGCAUGGCAAUAGCAAUGAUCCUUCAAGCCACAGGAGCAACUUCACUUGUAUCAAACGUGGGAGCUCAGUACUUUUCUGUUGGUGGCAUGUUACUGUUUGUCUUAACAUUUGCUCUUGGGGCUGGCCCGGUUCCAGGUCUCCUUUUACCAGAAAUCUUUCCUAGUCGAAUAAGAGCCAAGGCAAUGGCAGUCUGUAUGUCAGUGCAUUGGGUCAUAAAUUUCUUUGUUGGCCUACUGUUCUUGCGUUUGCUGGAGAAACUCGGUCCACAGCUGCUUUACUCUAUGUUUGCUACCUUUUGCACCAUGGCAGUAAUUUUUGUAAGAAGAAAUGUGGUUGAAACCAAAGGGAAGUCACUUCAUGAAAUUGAGAUUGCACUUCUUCCCCAAGACUAG